GCAUGUCAAUGGACCUUUUCUUGGCAAGCCCACGAUUCCUCGUUGCCAUAGUUGCAUGGCCAACUUUGGCAGCACCGUGCUCCAGCAGCCCGAGCUUGCGUCCGUUAUCUUUUGCUUCCAGUCUGGCGUCUACGCCGACGUCAAGAAGGCCUUCCGCGCCAUUAACUGCCUCGUCGGCUUUGCCGGGCACCAGUAUGUCGUCGACCCGUCGUUCCACUCUCGCUUCACCGACGGCCUCGCGCCCAUGACCCACUUUGGCGCCAUGUUGUACGGUCUGAGCGGCCUCGAGCGCGACGCGCGGCUGCCACUGCACGUGGCCAUCGCCCAAGGCUGUUUGCGCCUCACGCAGCGCAUCCUGAAGUGUCUUCCGAUGCGCAUCGGAAGACGCCAUCAUGCUCGCGUUUACCAGCAACCGCACCGAGAUCGCCGAGUUUUUUUAAACGAGCGAACAAGCGUGCCCGAGCUCUGCCGACCUGUCAACGCGCUGGUCGAGAGGCAGAGUACGCAAAUGCGAUGGGCGCUCGCGCAAGCCUUGCGCAGCAACGACUCGAAGACCCUCAUGCUGCUGCUUCGCUUUGGCGUCAGCAACAAUGGUAUGCUCUCGUCCGACGUGCGGUCGGCCAUGAAACAAGGGACGCUGACCAACGUCACGCUGGCCCUCGAGCUGCUUCCGUGGCUCGCGUACCCGUCGCUUCUGGACGACGCCGCCGCACGAGGGUGGCUGCCGCUGGUACGGCAGCUCCAUGAGCACGGCUUCUCUUGCUCGACAGAGGCACUGGACAAGGCGGCAGCGAAUGGGCAUCUGGCUGUCGUCGCUUUUUUGCAUGUGCAUCGAAGCGAAGGCUGUACCGUCAAAGCCAUGGACGAGGCGGCGGCCAACGGCCAUUUGGAGGUUGUGCAGUUCCUCCAUGUCAACCGGACAGAAGGCUGCACGGUCAAGGCGCUUGACGAAGCCAUCGCGCUCGGCCAUCUCGACACUGUUCGCUUCCUCGCCGAGCACCGGUCGGAAGGUGCGUCGCCCGCCAUGCUCGAUUUUGCGGCAGCCAACGGUCACCUUGAAGUCGUCCAGUACCUCCACAGCCUUGGCACCUAUGACUGCACUGUCUUCGCUGUCGACGACGCUGCUGGCAACGGCCAUGACGACGUCGUGCGCUUCCUCUUGGCCCACCGAAGCGAAGGCGGUAGCCGAACGCGCGUCGUCGGCAUGGCACUUGAGAACGGCCAUGCGUCGAUCGCAUGGUACUUGCUCUCGCUCGGGUAUCCGUUGCCGACAUUUCAGCUUGCGAUCGUGCGCUACACCAUCGGUGCCAUCCAACUUUUGGUGGCCCAAGGUGCUCCGUGGAGCCCGACAUGGAUGGACGAGGCGUGUACUGAAGGCAAUCUCGAUCUCGUCCAGUACCUCCACAACCACUCGCCUGCUGGCUGCACCACCGCCGCGCUUGACACGGCCGUGAGAAGCAAGGCGUGGACGAUUGUAGAUUUUCUAUUGGAGCAUCGACACGAAGGCGGGUCAGUAUCGGCCGUCAAGGACGCAUGGUGCCAUGGCAGACCUGAUGUCGCGAUGCGUAUCUUGGAGCGCCAGCCCGAGCUUGGCACCAGAGACGUCCUCCACGCUGCUCUGGCGCACGCUGGUCCCGACACCAUUGAGCGGAUGCGUCCGAGCAUUGAUGACGUGCGAAAUGAAAUUUGUGCGAUCGCCGGCGAGCCGCAGCUUGCGACCAAGAGCCAGCGGCUGCUGCCGCUCUGCAUGCACCCGACGGACGCCAUCGACAACGUCCUCUUUCUUCUCGACGUGUUUGAGCUCUCGGAUCGGUGGCGCCCAACGCUGCUCGAGCUUACCGCGCCCGAGCUGCUGACCCAAGGACGAAAGGCCAACUUGAAGCUACUGCCGUCAGUGGAAGCGCACGCAACAUCGCUCUUGCAGCGCGGGGCGGUCGUGGACUGGGCACUGGCCAGUGUUUUCCAAGAUGCCCAGCUCCAGCGAUGGCUCACACACGAUUGCAUGCGCUAG
Molecule: messenger RNA, 2011 nt
Organism: Saprolegnia parasitica CBS 223.65
Lineage: Eukaryota; Oomycota; Saprolegniomycetes; Saprolegniales; Saprolegniaceae
Exons: 2
Coding region: 56-2011 (651 amino acids)
Molecular function (GO): protein binding
Source: RefSeq, a predicted model, not a curated record